This is a messenger RNA of Clarias gariepinus (North African catfish), 433 nucleotides long. RefSeq names its product thymosin, beta (gene tmsb). Gene Ontology annotation, cellular component: cytoplasm. The record is from RefSeq and is a predicted model, not a curated record. Bases 121 to 255 code for a protein of 44 amino acids. The transcript has 3 exons. Gene Ontology annotation, biological process: actin filament organization; regulation of cell migration. Lineage: Eukaryota; Metazoa; Chordata; Actinopteri; Siluriformes; Clariidae. Gene Ontology annotation, molecular function: actin monomer binding.
GCUAAUGGGAAACCCCCUCCUAUUCUUAACCACACACUCAAAAGCAGGCUCGCAUUACCAUCCUUGAGAGACGGACUGCAGCCCUCAGAUCAGACGCAUCCUCAUUCUGUCAUCACAGUCAUGGCCGACAAACCCAACAUGAUGGAAAUCACAAGCUUCGAUAAAACAAAACUGAAGAAGACGCAAACCCAAGAGAAGAACCCGUUACCAACCAAGGAAGCUAUCGAGCAGGAGAGAAGAGAAUCAUCAUCCUGAGAGCAAACAUUAAUGAGCAAGACAGAAGAAAUAAGGAUGAGACAACUGAAGCAAUUUGUCUCAAAGUGAAACUAGGAUUUGCCUUUUUGUCAAUAAUGUAAUGCUCUCUUUUUUUAUAUUUAUGUUUCUGAUUAAUGUAUGAGUUGUCCUUGAAUGAAUAAAGAUUUUUUUUAAUGCA